Lathyrus sativus (Indian pea) is the source of this 912-nucleotide messenger RNA. Lineage: Eukaryota; Viridiplantae; Streptophyta; Magnoliopsida; Fabales; Fabaceae. The record is from the annotation of a GenBank genome assembly.
AUGGAGGAGCAUAAAGAAUUGGGUGUUGAGAAGUUUGAGAAAUUUACAUGCAAGAUUGAGAACUUCUCUCGGUUUAACAGAAGCGUUUACCACGAGUAUUUUGUUCUAUGCGGAUAUCCAUGGAAAAUUAAUCUGUAUCCAAAGGGGAACAAGGAAGACAACUACUUAUCAAUAUAUUUGGAGGCGGUGAAAACUGCUAGUAUGUCUGAUGGAUGGAGCAGACAUGUCAAAUUUAAGUUAGCUGUAUUCAACCAGUUUAAUACCAACUUCUCAAUUAUAAAAGAAUGUAAGACCAUGUUUGAAGCGAGUAACGUUUCCUGGGGUUGGAAUUGCUUCAUGCCAUUAGUUGAAUUUCAUGAUCCUGAAAAUGUGUUUAUUGUGAAUGAUGGUUGUAUUGUUGGUGUAGAAAUUAUUGUUUAUAAAUCAACUUAUGAGAAACAACUUAGUCAAGCAAGUAACUUCACUUUUGAAAAUCAAACCGGUUAUAUGGAAGUGGAGGACUCAGUGCCAAAUUUACAAACACAUGACCUAACUAAAGAUCCCGAUGCAGAAUUAGGGUUUGCGGCAAUUGGGCGAGUUAUUUAUUUCCUCAAGAGUAGAAAAGUGAAAGACAUGAAUGAACAAGCAUGUAAGGAACUUCAAGCUUUAUGGUGUGAUCUUGCAAAGUUUAAAUUUGAUCUUACUUGGUUAGAGCCUCAUGCUCAAUCUGCCUUAGGAAUGAAAUUUUUUGUGGAGAAAGUUCUAUCGGUUGAAAAGUUGAAGGAGAAAAUAAUAUUUCUAGAGUUUGAAACGGCUAGGCUAAAGGAAAAGUUGGUUACUGAUGAGUUUAAUAUGGACAUAGAAAUAGAUUUGUUGAAAGCAAAAGGCCUCAAAGAAAUAGAUUUAGAUUCUAAAUUGGGAUGUGGAUUUUAA